Suillus fuscotomentosus is the source of this 2622-nucleotide messenger RNA. Its product is annotated as P-loop containing nucleoside triphosphate hydrolase protein. Gene Ontology annotation, biological process: double-strand break repair via homologous recombination. Gene Ontology annotation, molecular function: 3'-5' DNA helicase activity; ATP binding; four-way junction helicase activity. Bases 1 to 2622 code for a protein of 873 amino acids. The transcript has 2 exons. Lineage: Eukaryota; Fungi; Basidiomycota; Agaricomycetes; Boletales; Suillaceae. The record is from RefSeq and is a predicted model, not a curated record. Gene Ontology annotation, cellular component: nucleus; cytoplasm; chromosome.
AUGUCUGUCGACAAAGCCAAAGCGUAUCUAUCCUACGUCUUCCUUCACGAUGGCAUUCCCAUGGACACCCAUAAAUUCUCUCAAUCUAUUGGUGCCAUCACCCAGCGCUAUCUUGGACGUGCGUUAGGCAUGAGAGAUUGGAGGCAGCUCAUGAGCACCAUGCUAAUCAACAUCGCGAAAGUUAACUUUGGUAUUAUCGACGAAGAAGAUGCCCCGCUAUUGGCGAUUCACGAUGCUUUCGGUCAUUCCCAGUCGGUCGCAGAGGCCCAUUAUGCUUUACAGACAACCAAUGCACUCACCGAGAUCUCACACACCGCUGUUUCCUCGAUGCAGAGAGUCAGUAAACGAUGGCACGCAACGAUCGGGCAGUUGGAGAACGGUGCAACGGGCGUCUCCAAUGAACAAUCCUCGGUAACGCGUGAUCAUGAAGAACAACUCUUCGACCGUUUGCUCGGACCCCUGAAGACGACCAUCCACAGCGCAACUCGACAAGCAACCACAUCUAUGGGCGUCGACAUUGUCGACGAGCUCAGGAAUGUCGCAACUGGUGUGGGCAAUGGCCUCCUAAAGGGAAUGGAGGCCAUGUUUCAUCAAUACAUUCUAGCGUUGGGUGUUACUCCCAAGGCACCCCUCGGUGUCCCCCCAACGGCGUCUUUACCACGGAUUUCUGUUCAUCCCAACCUUAUAGAACGCCUACGACCGCUCUUCCCCGGACAACGAAACCCUUCGUUCACCUCACCGCAACAAGCAGAAGUUGUACAGAGUUGCACGACCAGCGACCACGUCGUUUGUGUCAUGCCAACCGGCAGCGGGAAAAGUCUAGCAUUUUUUGCUGCUCCCAUAUUACACCCCGCCAGUUUAUUCAUUGUUGUCACUCCCCUAGUCGCCUUGACGGAAGACUUGUCGCGUCGUUUGGCAAGUACUACCAUUCCCGGUGGACAGUAUCAUCACGUGAAAGACGUUUUAACGGCACAGAUAGUUAUCGUAUCGGCGCACCAAGCAGGAACGGACGAGUUCUACCAAUGGGCAAACUCCAUGAGUUAUAGACUCAGGCGUGUUUUUAUUGAUGAGGCGCACCAUGUUUUCACUUCGGACGACUAUCGCCCGUGCUUCAAACUAUUCCACUUGAUAACUCGCUUGAAGAAACCGAUUACCUUUCUCACAGCGACGAUGUCACCCCAGUCUUUAUCGAGACUGUGCACUGAAAUGCAAAUCCCACCCACCAUGGUCCGCGUCAUCAGAGCUCCGUUACAUCGACCUAACAUACAUUACUCUGUCAUCAAAGUACCUGUGAAAGAAGUCAUCCAGAAGUUUACCGAUGUCUUCAAUUCGACCGUUCUCAACGCAAUGGACAGGGGCAUUAUAUACUGUACGAGAAUCGACCUCAUCAAGGAUCUCGCCAAAACUCUCGGCAUUCCAUACUACACCAGCAAACUCGAUGAUCAGCUGGACGAGCGCGCAAACACACAGGAGAAGAAACGAAGAUUCCAAGCCUGGCGCGACGGUAGCACACCCAAGGAGAGAUGGAUGAUCGCAACACUUUGUUUUGGCGAGGGGAUCGAUUUUCCUGGAGUCCGGGUUGUCAUCCAUCUAGAGGUGAAUAAUAUGCUACGGUUCUUGCAAGAGACCGGUCGAUUAGGAAGGGACGGGCUCCCCUCGUCUUCUGUUUUGAUUUACAGCAAACUGCCACUGUACGGCGAGCCUGACAGAGACGAGCAUCUUGGCGUACUUCCAAUGAGAGAGUUCAUUCAGACGGAUGGCUGUCGUCGCCUCACGUUUCAACAUUUUGACCCUGACGCUCACUCGUGCUCAUCAUUCGCCGGUACUCUACUUUGUGACAACUGCCAGUUCAUGAAAAAUUCUGCAGACGUCACUGUUAGGCAGGCUCUCUGGCUGCCCCGCGACACACCAUCGCUACCCACACCCAACAGAUAUCCCGCAUCAUCCUCCGGAACUGUACCGAACCCUACAAAUCAUCAACCGCCCGCCACUGAGCAUUUAACUGUGAGAGCAGUGGGGGAGGCCAUCGAUUCACAGUACUCUUCGGGUAUUGAGCAGCUGCGCGUGCUCAAGCACAUCAUCGAAGUCAUAGUCGCAUCUGGUUGCAUCGAAUGUUGGGUCAGCAACCAACACGAACUGCAUGCCCGCAAGCAUCCAAACCUUGCAGGCGUGGGUUCCAAGGCCUCGUCGCUUGUCUGCCUCAGGCGUGCGGACACGACAUAUUGGCCUUUCUGUUACAUGUGUUGGAUCCCAUUUCGUGAACCAUGCCAACAUCCGCCCCUCCAAGAAGGCUCCUUGCGCGAUCAUCAAUCAUGUCCCCACGGUGCCAAGUUUCCAUCUAUCCUUCCCCAUGCGAUCUGCGCCAUCUACUCUCAGAAGGGUUCUAUUAACAACCAUACGAAGAAUCCUUAUUUAGAUAAGAUAGCCCAGCACUUGGGCGUCGACGUCAGUAACUUCGCCAACUUGGCCGCUCUGCAGAAGUGGCUCACUCAUCACCCCACGCGUGCUGACGAGAUCCCCCGGUGCCACGCCUUCAUCAUUGCGUUUUACAAGGAGUUUCGUAUGCUACCUACACCCUCCACUAACGAUGUGCAUAUGACGGACGUUCGAACGCAUGAUUAA